Molecule: messenger RNA, 630 nt
Organism: Anastrepha obliqua
Lineage: Eukaryota; Metazoa; Arthropoda; Insecta; Diptera; Tephritidae
Gene: Cypl
Product: peptidyl-prolyl cis-trans isomerase-like 1
Exons: 2
Coding region: 66-602 (178 amino acids)
Biological process (GO): protein folding; protein peptidyl-prolyl isomerization
Cellular component (GO): catalytic step 2 spliceosome
Molecular function (GO): peptidyl-prolyl cis-trans isomerase activity
Source: RefSeq, a predicted model, not a curated record
UUAAUUUAUGUGUUGUAUUUUAAAUACCUGCACUUCUAAACACAAUUUCCUAAAUAAUAAAUAAAAUGUUAGCUACAACAAGUAGUGCUGCUGCCUCUGUUUCAGGCAUUCCCGACAAGGCAUGGCAACCGCACUUUGUAACGCUGGAGACAACCAUGGGCGAAAUCACUGUUGAGCUUUAUUGGAAGCACGCACCCAACACUUGCCGUAAUUUUGCCGAACUGUCGCGCCGUGGAUACUAUAACAACGUGAUAUUCCAUCGCAUCAUUCGUGACUUCAUGAUUCAAGGUGGUGAUCCAACUGGUACUGGCCGCGGCGGUACUUCUAUUUAUGGUGGCGAAUUCGCUGAUGAAAUUCAUACGGAUCUGAAACAUACGGGUGCUGGAAUACUAUCGAUGGCUAAUUCUGGUCCAGACACCAACGGUUCUCAGUUCUUUAUUACACUAGCGCCUACGCAGUGGUUAGAUGGCAAGCAUGCGAUCUUUGGACGUGUAUAUUCAGGAAUGCAAGUUGUAAAACGUAUUGGUAUGGCAGAAACAGAUAAAAAUGACAGACCAGUAGACAGUGUGCGUAUUGUGAAAGCGAAAGUUGAAAAGUACUAAAUAUACAUAAAACUAUUUUUUAUUCUUA